Dreissena polymorpha is the source of this 580-nucleotide messenger RNA. RefSeq lists its product as uncharacterized. The record is from RefSeq and is a predicted model, not a curated record. The transcript has 2 exons. NCBI's taxonomy places the organism in Eukaryota, Metazoa, Mollusca, Bivalvia, Myida, Dreissenidae. The coding region runs from base 109 to 525 and encodes 138 amino acids.
AUUGACCGCACGAAUUAUCUCCCCUGAUAAAUACUCUUCAAAUCUACAGCCGCCAUUAAGGAAGUGAAACAAAGGAAAAUCGUAAACGAUAACGGGAAUCUCGAAAAAAUGCCGUAUAAACGUGGUGGUGGAAGGCAAUGUGUUGUUGUUAACUGUACUAACAAUCAAAAGAAUUUGUAUGACUGGGAAAAUGGACCGUGUGAAGUGCACAAAGGUUUAAUUGCCAAGGAUUGUCCGUGUCUAGUUCCAUUCAAAUUCCAUUGCAUUCCGGCCGAAGGGGAAAAUCGUCUUCAGUGGUUGAAAUCAAUCAACAGGAAAUAUUUCAAUCCGCAUGCCAAAUCAGUGGUCUGUUCCAAGCAUUUUAUCGAUGGCCGCCCCACUAAGCAGAACCCGGUUCCUGUUCUUGAGCUGGGAUAUCAGCCAAUUACCCCCAAGACCCCUGGUCGAAGACCCUUGAUACGACAACCAUUAGAAGAGAGGGAAAAUGUCUACCCCAAGGAACAACAGCCGGAACUGGACAUUUAGUCAGAAACGCCUCUUAAGCCAGCCGUGACCGAUGAAGAUACUUUACCCUGUAAAA